Molecule: messenger RNA, 1659 nt
Organism: Amphimedon queenslandica
Lineage: Eukaryota; Metazoa; Porifera; Demospongiae; Haplosclerida; Niphatidae
Product: serine/threonine-protein phosphatase 6 regulatory ankyrin repeat subunit B-like
Exons: 19
Coding region: 82-1659 (525 amino acids)
Molecular function (GO): protein binding
Source: RefSeq, a predicted model, not a curated record
ACUCUAGCUAAAAAUAAAUAAAGAAUGGUUCAGACCUCGGGUUAGACGCCUCUGUCCAGAUUGUCUUCUCCUCAUAGAAUCAUGUCUGAGUUGGAUAGCAAACUAGCAGUUGCUGUCAAUGAAAAACGGAUCUUUGAUGUAGCUAAAGCACUGAGAGAUGGAGCUAGCCCUGAUGCCAUGUACAAGGGAAAGGGAAUGAUUCAUAUUGCUGCAGAGAAGAAUUAUUAUGUUAUUCUCAAACUGUUGAUACUUCAUAAUGUGUCAUUGGAGAAGACUAUGAGCACAGAUACAGAAGACGAUCUGACAGCUUUACAUGUGGCAGUAAUUCAUGAUCAUAAUGAUAUUGUUGGCCUUCUCACAAAGGCUGGAGCAGAUGUGAAUAAAAAGACUAAAAAUGGUCAAACCCCUUUGGACAUUGCAAGGGAAAAGGAUCACUGUGUUCAUCAUCUUGAGAAUAUUGAAAACCUGUUUAAUAAUGUAGCCAGUGGAAAAGUACCUUAUGGAAUAUCUGAUAUCGACAUUACUUUAUUCCGUGACAGUGAUGAAAAGACACUAGUACACAUUGCUGCUGAGAAAGGAUUAAAUGGCAGUUAUUUUAAUCAGUUUUUACUCGAAGACAAAACUGUGCUAUGCCUGAAGGACAAAAAUGGAUGGACUCCACUGCAUUUAGCAGCUUCUAAUGGUCACGUAAAUACUGUUAGAUUUUUACUUAAAACAGGAGCUGAAUUAUCACCAUCAGUUAUUGAGAUUGCUCAUGAGUCAGUUGUCCCUUACUUAAAGAAUCAUGCUACUGAAGCACUUAUAGAGGCUGCUUUCGACUUGAAUCUUGAUGGUGUCAAACAAGCACUUGCUAAUGGUGCCAAUGGUUCACCUUGUCUCUUAGAAGCUGUGUCUGAACAUAACAGGGCAGUGACAUCUUUAUUAUUAGAAGCUGGUGUUGAUCCUAAUGAAGUAGAUGAAGAUGGAAAUACAGCCUUACAUAUUUUCUUACUACAUGACCAACAUUUCAUGAUUUUUCUUAUGUCACAAGCCAUGAAGUCAUUAUUAGAAAAGGUUGAUUCAAGUAUUCUCAACAAAAAUGGUGUGACUGCACUGGGUCUGGCUAUUGCUAGAGGGAGUACUGAUGCAGUAUUAGUAUUCUUAGAAGCUGGAUGGAGAGACUAUGAUAACGAGAAGUUUCAGAUAUUAGCACUACAUUACGCUUCGAAGCAGGGUCUGAUGGAUGAUGUUAGUAUUCUUAUCUCUAAAGGUGUCCCUGUCAAUGUUAAGGAUGAGUUCGACAAGACUGCUCUUCAUCUUUCAUGUGAAAGAGGACACUCUGAUGUUGCUAAUGCACUGAUUAAAGCAAAAGCUGAUGUUAAUUGCCAGGACAAGAGUGGGAAGACAUCAGUUCAUUAUGCAGCUGAAAAUGGACACAAGAAUAUUGUUAAAAUACUCAUUGAAAAUGGAUGUGACUUAAACAUUAAGGACAAAACUGGCAGAAUGCCAAUGAAUUCCUGUUAUGCUAAGGAUUGGACUGAAGUUUUACAACUGAUACAAACAAGUGGUGUGGAAUUUAAUUAUGAUAUGCUAAUAUUGGAUUCUGUAGCAAAAAAUGAUGAAGAAAUGUUUGAGUUAGCGCUGUCUAAGACAAGUGAUAUAACUGCAGUGAUAUUGUGA